AUGAGCAUCGUCAAGGAGGAGAUUAUCGACGAUGAGGCCCACCUCCCUUGCAUCAACGGCCGCGUCGUCUCCUGGCUGGUGUCGGCAGAUGGCAGCACAAUUGACGGCUCACAGUGCGGCGACCCGGUGGGCGCCAUGUCGGAGCUGGCACGGCCGCCGGGUGACGCCACCGAGACCGAGUCGACCGUCAGCGGCGUGAGAGGCCACGGACACCGGCUGGGGCCGCCGCUGCGGGCGCCGCAGGCUGGCCGCUACCACUCAGCCGGUCAGAAGCUGAACGGCCAUGCGAGGCACCGGGACCGGCUGUACGACAACAGCUCGAUGCUCAGCUCGGACCUCGAGUCGACCAGCUUCUUCGACUCGGAGGACGACGGCUCCAGCAGGAUCACGUCCACGACAGGGAGCACGUCCGUGUCGCGCGUGCACCGGCGGCACCGGCGCCGCAAGCCGAGGCCGCAGCGGCCCCCGGGCAUGUCGCGCACCUCCUCCUUCUCGUCCAUCACCGACUCGACGAUGACGCUCAACAUCAUCACCGUCACGCUGAACAUGGACACGGUCAACUUCCUCGGUAUCAGCAUCGUGGGCCAGAGCAACAAGGGCGGCGACGGCGGCAUCUACGUCGGCAGCAUCAUGAAGGGGGGCGCGGUGGCGCUGGACGGCCGGAUCGAGCCCGGCGACAUGAUCCUGCAGGUGAACGACAUCAACUUCGAGAACAUGUCCAACGACGACGCGGUGCGCGUGCUGCGCGAGGUGGUGCAGAAGCCGGGGCCCGUCAAGCUGGUGGUGGCCAAGUGCUGGGACCCCAACCCCAAGGGCUACUUCACGAUCCCACGCACGGAGCCGGUGCGGCCCAUCGACCCGGGCGCCUGGGUGGCGCACACCGCCGCCUGCAGAGGCGAGUACUCCGUGGGCGCGCCGUCCACCUUCACACCGACCCACCUCAAAGGCCAGUUCAGCGGGGCCCGGCAGCCGUCCCUCUCGACGCUGACGUCCACCAGCUCGUCGCUGGCCAGCAGCAUGCCUGAGUCGGAGAGGCCGCCGGCCGAGCCGCUCACGGUCGACUCGGGCAUGCUGUCGGUGGCGCGCGCCAUGGCCGCGCCCGACAGCGGCCUGGAGGUGCGCGACAGGAUGUGGCUCAAGAUCACCAUCCCCAACGCCUUCAUCGGCUCGGACGUGGUGGACUGGCUGCACUCGUACGUGGCGGGCUUCGCCGACCGUCGCGAGGCGCGCAAGUACGCGGCCCACAUGCUGCGUGCCGGCUUCAUCCGACACACGGUCAACAAGAACACCUUCUCCGAGCAGUGCUACUACGUGUUCGGCGAUCUCUGCAACAGCUUCUCGGCGAUGAAGCUGGCUGACGAGGACGGACUGAGCGAGGCCGACCGGGACACGCUGGGGCCGCUGCCGCCGCCCAGCGCGGCGCCCUCGCCCUGGGCCGGCAGCCACAUGCCGUACAGCGGCACCUACGUGCCGCCGGCGCAGGGCUACGCUCCCAUGCCAUUCAGCUACACCAACGAGGCGGGCAGCUUCAGCCAGCGAGAGGGAGCUGGCCUUGGCUCGCGGCCGCGUGAGCAGCAGCUCUGA
This is a messenger RNA of Pollicipes pollicipes, 1584 nucleotides long. RefSeq names its product segment polarity protein dishevelled homolog DVL-3. Gene Ontology annotation, biological process: intracellular signal transduction; canonical Wnt signaling pathway. The coding region runs from base 1 to 1584 and encodes 527 amino acids. The record is from RefSeq and is a predicted model, not a curated record. Lineage: Eukaryota; Metazoa; Arthropoda; Thecostraca; Pollicipedomorpha; Pollicipedidae. The transcript is spliced from 13 exons. Gene Ontology annotation, cellular component: cytosol. Gene Ontology annotation, molecular function: frizzled binding.